Neogale vison (American mink) is the source of this 1026-nucleotide messenger RNA. RefSeq names its product kinesin family member 25 (gene KIF25). The transcript is spliced from 7 exons. Gene Ontology annotation, cellular component: kinesin complex; microtubule. The annotation marks the transcript as partial. The record is from RefSeq and is a predicted model, not a curated record. Gene Ontology annotation, biological process: microtubule-based movement. Gene Ontology annotation, molecular function: ATP binding; microtubule binding; ATP hydrolysis activity. NCBI's taxonomy places the organism in Eukaryota, Metazoa, Chordata, Mammalia, Carnivora, Mustelidae.
AUGGGAGUGGGUGAGGCUCUCGUGCCUCAUAUUUGGUUCCUAACGUACAUCUCUCAUUUCUCUGUACGUCUCAGGGUUUAUGGUCCGGCAGAGUCUCAGCAAGUGGUGUUUGCAGAUGUGUGCCCACUGCUUACGUCUCUCUUGGACGGGUACAACGUCUGCAUUCUGGCUUACGGGCAGACCGGAUGCGGGAAGAGCUACACCAUGCUGGGUCCGCUUUCUAAGGACAAGCGCGGCGACCUCGGCAUCGUGCCCAGGGCUGCUGGGGAGCUCUUCAGGCUUAUUUCAGAAAACCCAUCCAGGAGCCUGAAGGUUGAUGUGUCCAUAGUGGAAGUGUAUAAUGACGACAUUUUGGACCUUCUGGCCAACGAGCGGCGUCCAGCGGUGUCUGGGCCCCCGUGGGAGGCGCCGAUGACCAAGGCAACAAAACGGGAGGUGUCACCGCCAACCCGAGCGCCCGUGCGCAGCGCGGAGGACUUUGUGGCGCUCGCUGCUGGAAGCCUGCGGUUCCGGGCACGGCGCGCCACCCGCGUGCACGCUGGAUCUUCCAGGUCCCACCUGAUAAUAACGGCCACUGUCACCGCAGCCCCCGCCGGCGGCAGUCCCGAGGACGGGCAGUCACUCGGACCACGGCUCCAGGGGCGGCCAGCGGGCGGCAGAGCCUCGCCCAGGUCCCCCGGGGCCCAGCGAGCGAGGGAGCAGGUGCACGCCAAGCUGCAGCUCGUGGACCUGGCGGGCAGCGAGUGUGCGGGUGUGUCUAGAGUGACAGGAGCGGCUCUCAGGGAGACCUCGUUCAUAAACCGGAGCCUGGCGGCCCUCGCGGACGUCCUGGGGGCCCUGGCGGAGCACAGAGACCACAUCCCCUUCCGCAACAGCCAGCUCACCCGCGUUCUCCAGGACGUUCUCGGAGGGGACGCGAAGCUGCUGGUGAUUCUGUGCGUGUCCCCCUGCCGGAAGCACGUGGCAGAAACGCUGCAGGUCCUGGGGUUUGGGGCCCAGGCGAGGCAUGUGCAGCGAGGCCCCGCC